Messenger RNA from Carassius carassius (crucian carp), 925 nucleotides. Its product is annotated as betaine--homocysteine S-methyltransferase 1-like. Bases 127 to 876 code for a protein of 249 amino acids. Gene Ontology annotation, molecular function: zinc ion binding; betaine-homocysteine S-methyltransferase activity. The transcript is spliced from 6 exons. The record is from RefSeq and is a predicted model, not a curated record. NCBI's taxonomy places the organism in Eukaryota, Metazoa, Chordata, Actinopteri, Cypriniformes, Cyprinidae.
CACACACACACACACACACACCCCUCCAGCGGUGCUCUUUAUAAGCGCUCUUCUCUUGAGGAUCUCUCUCCAGUCUCUCUCAGCUCUCCUGAAGAUCUUCAUCUGUUUCUGAAUCUCCUGUUAAACAUGGCACCAGUCGGAUCAAAGAGGGGUGUGCUGGAGCGCCUGGGCUCCGGUGAGGUGGUGAUUGGAGACGGAGGGUUCGUGUUCGCUCUGGAGAAGAGAGGAUAUGUGAAGGCCGGGCCCUGGACCCCAGAAGCCGCUGCGGAGCACCCCGAGGCCGUGCGACAGCUGCACAGGGAAUUCCUGCGGGCCGGGUCAAAUGUCAUGCAGACGUUCACUUUCUACGCCAGCGACGACAAACUGGAGAACAGAGGGAACAAGCUGACUUUCACUGGCCAGCAGAUCAACGAGGCCGCCUGUGAUCUGGCCAGAGAAGUAGCCAAUGAGGGCGAUGCUCUGGUGGCGGGCGGAGUCUCUCAGACACCUUCCUACCUCAGCUGCAAGAGCGAAGACGAGGUCAAGAAGAUCUUCAAGAAGCAGAUCGACGUCUUCAUCAAGAAGAACGUGGACUUCCUGAUCGCCGAGUACUUCGAGCACGUGGAGGAGGCUGAAUGGGCCGUCCAGGUUCUGAAGGCAACAGGAAAGCCUGUAGCAGCCACCCUGUGUAUUGGACCUGAAGGAGACAUGCAUGGAGUGACACCUGGAGAGUGUGCGGUCAGACUGGUCAAAGCAGGUGCUGAUAUCGUGGGUGUGAACUGUCACUUUGACCCCAUGACCAUGUGUGAAGACCGUGGCCAUGAUGAAGGCCGGCGUGGAGAAAGCUGGUCUGAAAGCGCAUUAUAUGACGCAGCCGCUGGCCUAUCACACACCUGACUGCAGCUGCCAGGGAUUCAUCGACCUGCCGGAGUUCCCCUUCGGUACA